AUGCGGGUGGAUGUGGCGCUGCUCAGCGGGCAGUGUGCGUCCAUUGAGGCGGCGCCUGGCAUGCGGAUACUCGAAUUCCGGCGUUUGGCAGAGGAGGAGCUGGGAACGCACAUCAAGGACCUCGUGGCCGCAGAUGGCAGGCUGCUGCCUGGCAGCCUUACGCUGGAGCAGGCCGAGGUGGAGGGCCAGUGCCUGUGCGCCACGGCGCGCCAGGCCACCUUGGUGUCGCGCAUCGGCUCGGCGGCCUUUGCUCUGCUGAGAGCGGAUGGCUCGCUGGUGACCUGGGGCGACCCCUUCUCCGGGGGCAACUGCCUGCCGGUGGCGGCGCAGCUGCGCCAAGUGCGGCAGGUGGCGGCCUCCUUCGGCGCCUUUGCCGCGGUCUUGGAGGAUGGCCGCGUCGUGGCCUGGGGCGACCCCGACUUCGGCGCCGACCUCGCCUCGGCGAAGGCACAGCUGACAGAUGUGGCGGAGGUCUUCGCCACCGGCUUCGCCUUUGCGGCUCUGAAGUCGGACGGCUCGGUGGCCACCUGGGGCGAGAACUACCCAGGGGGUGACAGCCGCAACGUCCAGCAGCAGCUGACUUCCGUGAAGCACAUCGCCAGCUCCAGCUACGCCUUCGCGGCCAUACGAAGCGAUGGAUCCGUGAUCACUUGGGGCUCCAAAAACCCCCAGCUGAAGGAGGAGGUCGCCUCAGUCGUCGCCAUCUGCGGCUCCCACGAGGCCUUCGCCGCACUGAAGGCCGAUGGCCGGGUGGUGACCUGGGGAUCGCCCAAGUUUGGGGGCGACAGCAGCGGUGUGCAACAGCAGCUGCGGGGCGUCAAGAGCUUGGCGGCCUCGCAGAAGGCCUUCGCGGCCUUGCGGGCCGACGGCCAGGUAGUUUGCUGGGGCGACGCCAAAUGCGGCGGCAACUGCCAAGCCGUGCAGCAACAGCUGCAGGAGGUCCACCAGUUGGCGGCCUCCCACUCGGCCUUCGCCGCGGUGAAAGCGGACGGCUGUGUGGUGACCUGGGGCCACCCGGAGCACGGGGGCGACAGCUCCGGCGCGCAGGAGCAGCUGAGGCAGGUGCAGCAGAUCGUGGCGGCGAAGAGCGCCUUCGCGGCCAUCUUGGGCAAUGGCCGCGUGGUGGUCUGGGGCGACCCCGCCCGAGGCGCGAACACCUGCGAGGUCCAGGAUCAGCUCUACGAUGUGCAGCAGCUCUGCGCGUCGAGCAACGCCUUCGCCGCAUUGCGGGGCGACGGGGCGGUGCUCACCUGGGGCGACGCCGGCUUCGGGGGCGACAGCGGCCGGGUCCGCGACCAGCUGGAACCGCGCGGAAGGAAGCGGCUCCGCGGCGAGGCCCGGUCUGCUGUGGAGCUGCAGCUCUGCCUCUUGCCGCCCGAGCUGCGGCACAGCCACCAGGAUGGCUCGUUAGAAGAUGCGACCAUCGCGCGCUGGCUCUUUGGCCGAAUGGCCGCUUGGCUCAAGCAGCUCCGACCUGAGCAGCUCCAGGCGUUGCUUGCAGCCGCACCGGAGCAGGUGCGGGACGCCUUGAGGAGCAGCGGUUUGUGA
Effrenium voratum is the source of this 1548-nucleotide messenger RNA. The record is from the annotation of a GenBank genome assembly. NCBI's taxonomy places the organism in Eukaryota, Dinophyceae, Suessiales, Symbiodiniaceae.